Molecule: messenger RNA, 966 nt
Organism: Rhizophagus irregularis DAOM 181602=DAOM 197198
Lineage: Eukaryota; Fungi; Glomeromycota; Glomeromycetes; Glomerales; Glomeraceae
Source: RefSeq, a predicted model, not a curated record
AUGUCUAUGGAUAAGAGCCGAACACCAAACGAAGAAGCUUUAGACUUCGUUUCUAAGUUUAACGAAAUUUAUUUUCAAACUUUUACACACAACUUAAGUUCUUUUGUACAGGACAGUUUCCUCAAGGACUUAUUUGAAAAAAACCUCUCAGUACCUAAGGAUAAAGCCCAGUUACUGAUACAGAGGUUUGGCGAGACAGCCAACCCUGUGAACUUCACUUCACAAGCUCAAGCUACGAAUAUACAACCCACCACCCUUUCGCUAAUAUUUUCUAUAGCGCUAUAUGCUGCGUCCAAGUCUUGGGAUAAUUUUUCUACCCAAUUCUAUUGCAAUUUUGGCGAUACGGGUGAUGAUGAUGACGACGAUAACGAUGGAUCUCAGAAUACUGAUGAUUAUCUGAUGGAUGAGUCAUAUCCGCUUGAGCCCGAUGUAGAUGAACUUUUACGCCAAGGAUUUCAAAUGCCACCAAAUCCAGUACCUAUCAAGCUUCCAUCAAUGCCUGAUAUAGUAAUGUCCCCUGUUGAUCAAACUGUAAUACCCAAAAACUCCCGGAAGAAAGAUAAACAAAAGGCACGUGUUACAGAUGAUAAACAAGUCGUGAACCAAUCAAUAAAGGCAAAACCUGAUGUGAAAACAUCAGCCAAAAAUUCCCAUAAGGGAAAGAAAUCAUCUGAACUGGAGGCUACACAGAUACUGACAGGAUACAAAGCUGUCGGAGAACAACAAGAGCGAAUCCGAGACAUAAUAGUUUACGAUAUUCCGUAUACCUGGAACUUGCAGAAAAUAAUAGCAGAGUUAAAAUUUUGGAGGAACGCUAUUAAAUGUUCCGUUAAACGGCAGCAUAAGUAUCAGACUCUUCGAGUCAAAAUAGCUCUUUCCUCAUUUGCCUUUCCCCAGUUUAACAAAUAUUGGACGACAGACCAGCAUAGCGGACAUGCUCAUAUCACCUUGCCGAUCAUUUGCUGA